CCUAAAGGGUUCACAAACUUUCAAGCACCACUGUAUGUGUUCAGUAUGAGUUCACCAUUACCUCAUUCACACUGACACUGAAAACCAUUUAUUGAUGGAAUGGUGUCAUGUGUCAACGGGAGUAAAACAGUAAAGUGGGAACACAAAUCUCUCCUCUGGUGACCCAGUAACAUUAACGCUAAUCUUCUGUCACAGCUCCAGUGGGAACCAUUGGAUUUAGAAUCGUUGGAUUAAUGUGUGGUGGUGACAUUGCUGGAGGUGACAUAAACAGUGUUUCCCACAGAUCUGAAAUAUAGUUGUGCUAGUAUCUGGCGGAAAGAGCUGCUGCACAGAAACCUUGACUACAUGUAAUUUCACAUCACAUUGGAAUCUGCUCUGCUUGCCCAGAUUGGAAUCUGCUCCACUCCAGCUUUAAACGGGCCCACAUCACCCUUCUACUGAAAAAACUGACCCUGGACCCCUCUGUCAUCCAGAACUAUGGUUUCUCUUCUCCCCUUCCUCUCAAAGAUGCUUGCACAUGUUGUUGCUAACCAACCCUCCUCUUUUCUCUCUUAGAACAACCUCCUGGAUCCUCACCAGUCCAGCUUCUGAUCCAGAUGCUCAACUGAGACUGCGCUUCUCUCUGUCAGUGAGGCAGUUCAUGCAGCAUGUGCCACCUCCCUCUCCUCGGUCCUGAUUCUCCUAGACCUUUCUGCUGCAUUUGACACUGUUGAUCACCCCAUCCUCCUAUUAUCCUUAUCAGUUCUAGGGAUCUGCAGGACAGCCCUAGACUGGUUCAAGUCCUAGCUCUCCAGUCAUGUCUUCCAGGUUAACUGGUCUGAUACUAUAUCAGCAUCACGCUCACUUACGACCGGCAUCCCUCAAAGUUCAGUCUUUGGUCCGCUUCUCUUCUCCUGCUACACCCAGUCUCUCAGCCUGAUGAUCUCUGCUCAUGGUCUAUCCUACCAGUGAUACACUGAUGACACCCAACUGUUUCUCUCUUUUCCUCCUUCUGACAUGCAGAUCUCAGCUUGCAUCUCUGCUUGCCUGAGCACCUGACCAAUGUAAUGUAAUGGUACUGAUCCAGAGCUGGAUUGACAACCAUUACCUGAAGCUCAACACAGGCAAGACGGAGGUAAUCAUCUACAUUCCUGCUCCAUUCUCUCCACCCCGGACAUCAUCCUCUCCCUGGGGGACAUCUCUAGGUCACCUUCACCCAGUGCAAAAAACCUAGGGGUCGUGUUCGAUGACAAACUCUCCUCCUCGGCGAACAUCGCUGCAGUGACUUGGACAUGUAGAUUCCUCCUCUACAAUAUCUGAAGGAUCCGCCCUUUUCUUACCACCUACUCUACUCAGCUCCUGUGCCAAGUGCUGAUCCUCUCCUUGUUGGCCUUGCAUCAUCUGCCAUCAUCAGACCCCUGCAGCUCAUCCAGAAUGCUGCAGCUCGCCUGGUCUACAACCUCCUUCGUUCCUCCCAUAUCAGUGCUCUGCUUGCUGACCUUCACUAGCUACCUAUCACAGCUCGCAUCUAAUUUAAGAUGUUGAUGCUAGCUUACCAGGCUCUCAAGGGGUUAGGUUCAGCAUACCUCCAGAGUCUGUUCCACCCCUACAUGCCAGCCAGAUCCCUAUGCUCCACUACUAUUGGUUACCUGGCCCCCCUCCUCUCCACUUCUGUCCCACCUGCUCAAGACUGCCAUCUGUCCUGGCUCCCCAUUGGUGGAAGGACCUUCUCAUUGAGGUCAGGACUGCCGACUCCCUGCUCACCUUCAAGCGCAGACUGAAGACCCACCUCUUCAGGCCGCACCUCUCCCCUGCCCACUGUGUAACUGCGUUUUGGUCUAGACUAACCCAGGCUGUGUACUGGAUCUUAAUCAACUAAUUAUGUGACUUAUGAAGUGAAUUGGUUGGAGCAGCUCUUAUUUAGGAGUUUCAUAUGAAAGGGGGUGAAUACUUAUGCACACUCCAGAUUUCUGUUUUUUCAUCUUAAUUAUUGUUUGUAUCACAAUAAAACAACAGUUUGCCCCUUUAAAGUUGUAGGCAUGUGUAAAUCAAAUGGUGCUAACCGUCCAGAAAUCCAUUUUAAUUCCAGCUUGUAAUGCGACAAAAUGGGACAAACAUCAAGGUGGGUGAAUACUUUUGCAAGACACUAUAUGUUCAUUAUUAUUUACCUAUCGCACACAACAUUCUCCUUCAGACUUAUUUGCUAAAAUGAGUAAAGUCAAUAGACUUUAUUUAUUUUAGCAAAUAAGUCACAAAAUAACCGCUGCUCCUCCACAUCGAAAGGAGUCAGUUGAGGUGGUUUGGGCACCUUGUUAGGAUGCCCCCGGACGCCUCCCAAGGGAAGUUUUCUGGGCAUGUCCUACUGGGAGGAGACCCCGGAGCAGACCCAGGACACGCUGGAGAGAUUACAUCUCUCGGCUGGCCUGGGAACGCCUCGGUAUUCCCCCAGAAGAGCUGGUGGAGGUGGCCAGGGAGAGGGAAGUCUGGGCUGCUCUGCUUAGGCUGCUACCCCCUUGACCCAGAUCCGGAUAAGCGGUAGAAGAUGGAUGGAUGGAAGUCGCUAAAUUUUAAUCCUCAGUAUGCAGUAAUCUUAGUUAAGUACCAACUAUGAUGACUAACAAAUGUCUUCUGACUAUUCAGACUAUUGAACUGGAUUAAUCUGGUUCAUUGAGUCAAACAACCUAUAGAUUAUGGCGUACUGCUCUUUGUGUACUAUAAGGUUGUGUGAGUAUUCACGUGCAAGUAUUCCAAUGUGUGGGAAACUGUAAAUGAUGAUCCGGUGAUAUUGUGGUGAAACUACUGACACCUCCACAGUGUGAAGACUCAAACUGCCUCACUGUAAAACCUCCGGCCACAAACUUAAAACGACAAACAUCAACAAACACAACUGGAAAUUGGAAUGAAUUGUACAUCAUAUCCGGUCUCACAUGCUUUAAACAUCUCACAGAGGUUCACGCUCUGUAGAUCCUGUUAGAUCCAGUCAGGUGGGAGAACACCACACACAUUACUUUAGUCUGAUGGAAGACUGAGUGGGAAUGGAGACGAGUUCUCCAUAACAGGGUGUUUUUACCUGAUACAGUCACAGGUUUGGUUUGUGUGUUCAGUAUGACGGUUUCGCUAUAGUGCACAGAGGUGCGGGGGUAAUUGCGAAUUACCAGAGGUCCAUAGGUAAUACUUAUCCCAUGCGAAUCGUACUUUUGUUCACUGUGUAAGUGUUUUUAGGUCCCUCUCUCUCAUACUCCCUUUCCGUCUCUCUCUUUUCUCUUUUUUUCUGCCUGCCUCUGUCUCUCUAUUUCUAUAUCAGUGUCUCUAUCUGGAGUAAUAAAUCACAGUUAUGUUCAGGUUUGUUUCCUUUCUGUGUGUUCAGUCUGUCAGUACUACUCUGUUAUAAAGAGUGUGUGUGUGUGUGUGUGUGUGUGUGUGUUAGUUAUCUGGUUAAGUGCUGCCUGCAGACGCCCUGUGUGAGCUGGCGGCUGCCAGAGACGUAGAGUCCCUCAAGAGACACAGGAAACUUUCUUUCUGUCUCUCUGUCUGUCUCUGUCUCUCUGUCUGUCUCUUGCUCUAGCUAGCUAGGCUAGUGGACUAAAAAAAUAUCUCUCUGAAACACACACACAAAAUGUAAAAGAUGUAAUGAUACAAACAAAACUGUCUUUCCAUCACACUAAUAGAACGUGUGUGUGUGUUGAUGAGUGAUUAUUAUUAUUAUUAUUAUUAUUAUUAUUAUUAUUAUUAUUGAUUUAUUUUAUUUAUCUUAACACAUGCACUGAGCUAAUGAAGCCCUACAUGAUUUUAUCCUUUAAAUAUGUUCAUUUUAUCACUGUACUUUUUUAAUUAUUAUUAUUUAAAGUUGUUUUGGGGGAAAAAUUAGUAAAACUGCAACCGUCUGUGAUUGUCACACUAAUUAAAUUUUUGAAAACUCAAAACAAUACAGGAAUUUAAUGCAUUUGAAUUUCAGGUUUCUUCGCGUAUAGAUAUGAUUCUUAAAUCUUCUAUUUGUAGACAUUUCACCUCCAUUUUUAUUUACAGAACAAAAACCUGUUUACUGUGAACUGGAACAGGAUCCGUGAGUAAUAACCAUUUAGUUAGAAGCUAAUAAUUGUUACAUCACACUGUAGUGUGUGUGUGUGUGUGUGUGUGUGUGUGUGUGUGUGUGUUGUUCAGUAGCUCUGCAGUGAUAGUGAUGUUUACAGGAGCAGAUCACUGAUCAGUGUGUGCACACGUCCCUGAUAAUACACAAUCAGGAGUUCAGUCUCACACGCACACACACACACACACACACACACUUUUAAUAAUACACUGGGAUGUAAUGAACUCGAACCCUAACCCUACAACUAAACAUUUAGUUAAUUAUGUCUGAACUUUAUGCCACUUUGAAAUUGAUUUCUAUUUGAUUGUAAAAUAUCAAAUUAGAAUAAUGAAUUAGUUUUUCUAAAUAUUUAUUUUAGGGUUAUGAAGCCACGCCCAUUUGCUAGCGCACCCCUCUAUUUAACCACGCCCCUUCGCGAAUUCUUAUCGCUCGUGCUGGUAACAUCACUGUGACGUCAAGGCCCUUUUUUGCGGCUGUUUGGCGCGCGGUGGAUAAAAGCCUUCAGGAGACUCUCUCUCUCACACACACACACUGGGAGCUGAGGCGCAUGCGCACUCUCUCUCUCUCUCUCUCUCUCUCUCUCUCCCCUGAUAGACUUUUCCGUGACAGUUUGUGAUUUUUUUUUAGUGUUUCUGGUGAAUUUUGUUUUAUUUGAUGAGUUAAAUCAGUGUUGUUUUUUUUCCCUCUCUGUGAACAGAAGCUGAAUACCGGAAAUGACGCUCGGGCACUCAUUAUCAUAUUAUUCACCUUCAUCUACCUUAAUUUCUUUAUCAUCAUUAUCCACCUCAUCCUGUCCAGUCGCGCGCGGCUCCAUCAAGAAGAAUCGGAAGUUCCGGUCUACUAAAGGAGCUUCUAAAGCGCGGCGGGAUUUAAUUAACGCAGAAAUCCUGAAGCUGCGCGCGCUGCUGCCAGUCAGUGCUGAAGAGCGCGAGCGUCUCUCCUACCUGCACGCGAUGUCCGUCAUCUGCACAUUCAUCCGGAAAUCCGCCCUGCUCGCGCGUGAUGGAGUGUGUGUCGGCGGUAGUGAUGAAGGUGUGACUCCUACAUGUGAAGAUCUCCUAAAUGCACUUCCUGGUUUUUUGGUAGCCAUGACGACUGAAGGGAAGUUACUGUACGUCUCGGAGAAUGUCUCUCACUACCUCGGCCUGUCCAUGGUGGAUGUUCUCCAGGGAGACACAUUUUACAGCAUGAUCACCAACAACGACACACAAAAAGUCAAAUUUUACCUGCAGGACGAGAAUCUACAGACAGAGAGGAGUUGUGUGUGUGUGUUCAGGACUAAUAGACAGUGCUGCCCCCUGCUGGUCAGGCUACGUGUGUUCGACCCACAGCAGUGUCUCAUUGUGGCUCUGUGUUCACCGUCACUGAGAGAGAGAGACAGCUUUACUACCACACACACACUGGACAUGAGAUUCACACACACACACAACAGUGUGGUGUUACAUUUGGGUUAUGAGGUGGAGGAGCUGAUUGGUCAAUCCUGGUACAGCAUCAUCCAUCCUGAUGACCUCAUACUGAGUGCCAGAGGACACAAGCAACUGAUGCACUCUGAGCAGGUAGACUUGGUGCUGCGAGUGCAGGAUAAACAGCUGAAUUGGGUUUGGCUUUACAUCAUCGCUACCAAAUGCACACAGAGUCACAUGAUCACCUGCACCAAUUACAUCAUCAGUGAAGUCGUGGCCGUGGACCUGAGACACAAACUCAGUGCCGUGUCAUCAAUUUCUUCUACUCCAUCCCUCAGUCCUCCAGUAUCCAAGAAUUCCCAGCACUCCACCAAGAGGCCAGCAGAGGGCAGUACUGAGAGCAGGAGAAGGAAAAACAGACGAGUGUCUUCAGCAGCAUUUUCCUCUCUAUACAUCAGCCCAAAUUCCUCCUUUUCUUCUCCAGCACAGGAAGAUGGCAACAUAGACUACCUGUUCAGCUCUUCAGCAUUUUGCCCAUUUUACCCCACCCCUCCUCAGAACUUCCAAUGUCCCAGCUUUGACUCCACGUCACUGACUCUGCCUCCGUUCUGUGACCCUACUGAGGUCAGUGUUCCGGACGACCACGCAGAACUUCCUGGCAGCUUGUCUGAGAGUUUCCUGUACUUCGAGGACUUUCAUUCUUUUCCUUCAUCAGUGACAGGAAGUGGUAGAACAUUCCACGCCCCAGAGGAUUAUGGGUGGUCAGGUCUGUUGACUCUGCCUCCUCCUGCUCUACAUUACAGUGAGAUGGAGCAGGCUGAGAUCAGUAUUCUUGCCCAGCAGAUCUCCUCUCUGGCCAGCAGCUUUGAUACAUACUGUACUAAAAGUUCCACCCAUCGAGCUGACCACAUUUCUGGCUCACAAUCUUGUGCCCCUGAGGCCUGCCUGUUGGAUGAGGAGGUGAUCGACAGUGUAAUGCAGGUUCCCAGGGCUACAUUGGAGGUUCAGGCUCUUGAGGCUCUGCUGGACUUCGAAAGGUGUUCAGAGGAACAACAUGAGUUCAGCCUUUAUUCACACACACAGCAAGAUGGGUUUAAUGAUGAACCUCUGUAUUAAAAUAGAACAUAUCUGUGACUCCGCCCCCUCUGUCUGGGAGCCACCGACCUGGUACCUUGUCAUGUUGUCAUGAGAAUCAGCAGCUGUCUUUCCUCACUGUUGCCAUGAGAACGGGCUAACUAUGUUUUCAAUCAUCAAAAAUCCAUCCAUUAUCUGUAGCCGCUUUAUCCUGUUCUACAGGGUCGCAGGCGAGCUGGAGCCUAUCCCAGCUGACUACGGGCGAAAGGCGGGGUUCACCCUGGACAAGUCGCCAGGUCAUCACAGGGCUGACACAUAGACACAGACAACC
Molecule: messenger RNA, 6874 nt
Organism: Neoarius graeffei (lesser salmon catfish)
Lineage: Eukaryota; Metazoa; Chordata; Actinopteri; Siluriformes; Ariidae
Gene: npas4l
Product: neuronal PAS domain protein 4 like
Exons: 9
Coding region: 4780-6585 (601 amino acids)
Biological process (GO): regulation of transcription by RNA polymerase II
Molecular function (GO): RNA polymerase II transcription regulatory region sequence-specific DNA binding; DNA-binding transcription factor activity, RNA polymerase II-specific
Source: RefSeq, a predicted model, not a curated record